Penicillium roqueforti is the source of this 705-nucleotide messenger RNA. RefSeq lists its product as uncharacterized. The coding region runs from base 1 to 705 and encodes 234 amino acids. The record is from RefSeq and is a predicted model, not a curated record. NCBI's taxonomy places the organism in Eukaryota, Fungi, Ascomycota, Eurotiomycetes, Eurotiales, Aspergillaceae. The transcript has a single exon.
AUGCUAGACACCACUUCGGCCCGGCUCUUUCAUACCACGCGCAUUGGAUUUCAAACCCGCUGCCAGCAACUCAUUGACGACUUCCUUCACGAUGGCUUAUCGCUUCAGGAUGAAUUCCAUGAUAGGGUUGAUCAGCUCCACCUAUCAUUGGAACAACUUAAGCGAGCCGGACAGAUGAUGGCCAUUGAUUGUUCGACAAAUGAGCUUGUGGCUGUUGUCCCUAUUGGAUUUUUCACCGUCCUGAUCGAGCGUCCUGGCCAGGACCCAAUGGCCGAAUUUGAUUGGGCCUGUAUUUACACCACUGACACUUUGAACAUGCUGACGAGUGAGUCUUUUUUGCGCCACAGGGCCCCCGCUGAUAUUGCCCGCAUCCUCGAGACGCAGUCAUUCCUCUGGGAUUUGGUUGUGCCGUUUCCUGUAACGCUUUCCUGUGCCGAGGAUUCCGCCCCAGACCCAUAUGUGAAUGCUCUUCAGAUCCCCCCCGCUGCUAGUCUGGCUCGUAUGAACUCUCAGAUUCCGGUGAGGCCUCGCCCUACUCCUCCUGUUGACACUUACAUGGCUUACAACCGGCCCGUCCCUGGUCCUUAUCCCCCUGCUUUGCCUCCACGAUCUGUGUUUGAGUCGGAGCCCGAGUCGGAUGGUGAGUCCCCUACAGGCGCUAACGCUGUGGGUCUUUAUGGAAACCCCAGCAUGCAUCCUCGGUGA